This is a messenger RNA of Carassius carassius (crucian carp), 2110 nucleotides long. RefSeq names its product polycystic kidney disease 1-like 3 (gene pkd1l3). The transcript is spliced from 10 exons. Gene Ontology annotation, cellular component: membrane. Gene Ontology annotation, biological process: detection of mechanical stimulus. NCBI's taxonomy places the organism in Eukaryota, Metazoa, Chordata, Actinopteri, Cypriniformes, Cyprinidae. The coding region runs from base 2 to 1486 and encodes 494 amino acids. The record is from RefSeq and is a predicted model, not a curated record. Gene Ontology annotation, molecular function: calcium channel activity; protein binding.
GAUGACUCUGUUGGAGGACAACCAUCCAUGUGCCAUGUACAACUACCUUGUGCAUGUGCAAACAGGCCACAGAAGAGGAGCUGGCACCACUGCCAAGGUUAUGACGACCCUCCAAUUCAAAGAAGGGCAAAGUGAACAUUACAAUUUGUCCGACCCUGAGAAGCCAGUGUUUGAGAGGGGAGGGGUGGAUGUGUUCCUGCUCAGUGUGCCCUUCUCUCUUGGAGAACUGCAGAGCAUUGACAUAUCGCAUGACAACUCAGGUGGAAGCCCUGACUGGUACUUGGACAGAAUCUUGGUGCAGGAUUUACAGACGCAGGAGGUCACACACUUUCUGUGCUCCACGUGGCUGAGAGGUGAAAUAUGCAAGAGGACCUUCAACUCAGCUAAAAUGAAUGAAGUUGCAAGCUUUGGCAAUAUCUUCCAGACCCGGACAUCUUCUGGCUUCCGGGAUGAGCACAUCUGGGUGUCAAUCGUGGACCCCCCACGGCGCAGUCCUUUCACACGUGUUCAGAGAGUGUCCUGCUGCAUGUCUCUGCUGCUCUGCACCAUGGCCAUUAACAUCAUGUUCUGGAACCUUCCUGUUGAUAAAGACUCUCCUGUCCUUCUAAAGAUAGGCUCUUUUGCACUGACAUGGCAGGAGUUCAUGGUGGCAAUAGAGAGUGGCCUUUUCAUGUUCCCCAUCAACAUCCUGAUCAUUACUAUCUUCAGACAUAUCAAGCCACGCAUUCUCCUGAACAAAGAGAAGGAUGGCACCUCCAAGAAAACAACACCAGCUGAUGCUGUUUCUAUGAACUCUAUCAUAAAGGAAACCAUAGACCUGUUAAAUCAUCUGAGCAAAAGCCCGAAAAACAUGCUGGCUGCCAAAGAGAUACGGCCGGAGACCAGUGGCGAUCUUUUCUGGGCCCUGAAUAAAGUGAAUGAUGUCCUUCAGAUUAUGCAAGUGGAAAAUGUUGGUGAUCCUCACUGGUCGUACUGCAGCCGCUUUGUCUUCUAUUCACUGAGCCACAUUUCUAACCUGCUGGAGCAUGUGGGAGAAAAGGGCUUUUUCCUAAACGAGGAGCUUCGGCAGGCACGUGGGACAGUCGGUGUCCUGCUGAAGAAGGCUGAAAUGGCUACUCUCCAGCACGCUCCCCAAAGCCAACCAGUUGUGCAAGUACAGCAGAAGAAGCAGGGUUGGUGGUUGCCUUGGUGGUUUGUCUUUGUUGGUUGGUUCCUGCUUUUUGCCAUGAGUGGUUUUUCCACCUUCUUUACCCUGUUUUAUGGCUUCCAGUAUGGAAGGGAGUCUUCCAUACAGUGGGUGAUCACUCUUACAUUAUCUCUCGUCCAAAGCAUCUUCAUCUUGCAGCCCCUUAAGGUCAUAUUUGUGGCGAUCUUCUUCGCCAUGAUCCUGAGGCCAGUAGCUGUGGAGAACAACGAGGAGGUUGAACUGCUCCUGCAGGAGCAAAAGGAAAAAUGUGAGAAAUAUGCUGGGAGGUCAAUAUCCUGAUUACAUCUCACCUCGGACUCAAAUUGUAAAGAAGGAGGCUUGAUUUGAGACGCCAUCAAACUCACACAAUUUUAUUCUAGAUUUUGGUGUUGGGAACAGAUGAUAUGCCAUUUCCAUGUCUAUGCAAAUGACUGGCGUCUCACUGUCUCUUGCAGAUUAUAAUCCAUUUGUGUAGGCAGACUUUAUAUUUCAGGUUUAUAUUUUAGUAAUUAUUAUUGUGUACAGGUCUUUGUCUCAAAAUAUAGUUACAUAUUAUUGAUUUAGUCUAUACUGUUACAAAAAUAAUGGUGUAUAGUUUAGCAUACUUAAGUUUUUCUUUACUUUUUGUUUUCUGAUCAAAUCAGAAAAAAAGGGUUUUCUAAUAGAUUAUGGCAUUAAUGUCAUACAUGAACAUAUUUACAUUUUGGUGGGAAGUGUCUUUCUAUACAUUGCAUUUUUUGGUUAACGUACUACAAUAGCAUAUUGUCAUUUCACUCACAUUUUGGUAACUGUUGAGUAAAUAGUACUGCAGUGUGUCUGCUGUAAUUGUUGAGCUUUGCUUAAUGUCAUCUCAGUAUGAGGGGUAGGUCAGUGUCAAUGUUGAAACUAUACUAAAUUUUUUUUAAAAACACUGAAUAUUCUCAC